This is a messenger RNA of Parascedosporium putredinis, 1089 nucleotides long. The record is from the annotation of a GenBank genome assembly. Lineage: Eukaryota; Fungi; Ascomycota; Sordariomycetes; Microascales; Microascaceae.
AUGCUCGUGUCUUUAACGGUCGGCAAGGUCGACGCCGGCGUGACGGUUCUCCUCACGCCCGACAAGAGACUGAUCGAAUUUCCUUCUAUUCUUCUCCCACCCAACAUCUCCUCGGGCAGCAUCGUCGAUAUUGCCGUUUCCCGGAACACCAGCUCCGAGCGCGCAGCCGAGCUCGCUUUCCAAUCCCUCCAGGAUCACAUUCUUUCCUCCUUUGGCGCGACCGAGCCCUCCCGCCCCAAGCUCCGCUGUCUCAAUGCGACCCAGACGAGCGUCGUCCUCGAAUGGGACCCCAUCGAGCUAGCCACGGCCGACCUCAUAUCUCUAGCCUUGUACCGCAACGGCCAAAAGGCCGGCAACAUUCCCCGCCCCCGCGAGAUGCACAGCACCAAAAUUUCGGGCCUCGCUGUCGAUACAGAAUAUACCUUCCACCUCGUCCUACGCACCACCGCGGGCACCUAUAGCUCGGAAAAGGUCGCCGUGCGUACCCACAAGAUGACGGACCUGAGCGGCAUCACCAUCACCACGGGCAUUCUCCCCGCCGUCGCUCGAGAGAACCUUGUCAAGGCCGUGGAGAGGAUUGGCGCCAAGUUGACUGAUACCGUGCGUAUCGACACGACACACUUUGUCACUACGGAGGGACGGGGAAUUGCUUGGGAGAAGGCCGUGGAGAGCAACAUCCCCGUCGUGAGGCCGGAAUGGGUCGCCGCCUGCGAACAAAACGGCCGCAUCCUCGGCGUGACCAAAUUCUACCUUGACGCCAUGCGCCCCGGUCCCAUCGAGACGAGCGCUCCCGCCCCGGCCCCGGCGCCCGUGCAGUCACCGCCCGCUCACAAAGAUCUCCCGCCAACGCCGCCCCCGCCGACAAGCAGGCGGACGCGGCGGCGCAGGAAAAGCCGCGACCGUCUCAUGAGGGUGGAGGAAAAGGAUGCGCAAAAGGUGGCGAUACGGCCCGCAGCGCUCAGCCCCUCGGCGGAGAGCAAGUCGUCCAGUGAAGACGAUGGAGAUGGCGAAGACGGCGGGUCCCGGUCGGCUCAGGCGAAGCCUGCUGUGUCACCCGACGGCGCGUCGUUCCAGGAAGUAGAGCUCUAA